Molecule: messenger RNA, 5993 nt
Organism: Vespula vulgaris
Lineage: Eukaryota; Metazoa; Arthropoda; Insecta; Hymenoptera; Vespidae
Product: cilia- and flagella-associated protein 61-like
Exons: 23
Coding region: 1619-5599 (1326 amino acids)
Source: RefSeq, a predicted model, not a curated record
UAGAAUUAAUUUUAAUAAUAAUUUAGAUAAUCCUUGCACAGAAUAAAAAUGUAUUAUAUUUACAUUAUUUUUAACUAUUGGAAUAGAAUAUUUAUAACAAAAUAUAAAUAACAAAGAAUGAAGUUAUAUUUGUUAAUACAGGAUGGGCCAAAAAUUACUAAAUGAUUACUCUUUCCAAAACUUUUUAGGCUAAUUCUCCUUUUUUUUUUUUUUUUUCAUUACAAACCUAGAAACUUUUGGCUCGCUGUUUAUUUGAAAUAUACAUUUAUGGAAAUAUUUUAUGAUGUUUUUGUUCAAUUAUAAAGUAUGUAUGUAUGUAUAUGUGUAUAUAUAUAUUUAUAUAUAUAUAUAUAUAUAUAUAUAUAUUAUAUAUAUGUAUAUAUAAUAUUUGUAUUAUUUAGCAAGUUUACAUACCGCUAAUUGUUUUGACGAGAAAUUUGAUACAGGUUAAUAGUGAACGUUUGUCAUAACUCAUUUGCGCAGUUCUUAUUUACAAACGUAAAUCUUGUUAAUUAAUUUCACAAUAAAUUGACAAAGCAAAUAUCUGACAUGAAUAAAAGAGAAUCAAGAUCAAAAGGAAAAUGACGAAAACCUUGUGUAUAAAUUUUAUUAUCGAAUACACGAAUAUAUGGUAUUUUUUCUCUCUUUCUUUUCUCUCUCUCUCUCGCUCUUUCUCUUUCUCUUUCUCUUUCUCUUUCUCUUUCUCUUUUUCUUUCUCUCUCUUUUGGUUCAAUGAACGUCGGAAUGUUUUUCAAGUUGUAGGAGUGGCUUCAAACACGAUCUUAUAACGCGAGGAGAUGAAUGGCAUCAAUUCAUGAAUCAUUUUUCGCGUCGGUAAUUACAAAUUAUGAGAUUCCUUGAGAAAGAGAGAAAGAGAAAGAGAGAGAAAUAAAAAUGGUUAAAGAAUUUGUAUAUAGUUAUUGUAUUGCAAUGGAUUUUUUUCUUUAUAAAAUAUUCUCAUAUAUCGUAUAUACGAAUAUGUAUGUACAUAAAUGUAUUUUUAAUAGUUACUACUUUUCUGCGAAUAUCUUGGAAAUUAUCCAAAAAUAAUUGUUUUAUGAUUUCUUUAUAAAACUAUUUCGAAGUUGUUAAAAAAUUGAACACAUUUUUUGUCAAAAACGUAUCAUUACUUUCCAUGAAUAUAUUUAAAUUUAAAUCGACAUAAAAGGUAUUAUUAUGUGUGUAGUAUGAACAUAAUAAAAAAAAAAGACCAGAUGGCUAUUGUCAGGAGAUCGUAUAUCAUAUAUCACGUGACCAUUCUUACGAAUAACGUAUUGUUUUGUCGACCAAUAAGAUCAUUUCUUAUAGUUUGAAGAGCGAAUCUUUAUGCAGUUUUCGAUAUUGAUCGAUGUAUGUAUUAAUGCGCUAACGAUUUAAAUAUUUGCUAAAUUCACGUUGAUUUGAGUUAAGGGUAUGGAAUCCGGACACUGGUUAUUCUCUUCGUAAAACGGAAAUCCUUGUAAUACGGAAGAUAAAAUUUAUUAUAUCGGCUCUUAUUUUCAUUUAUCACGUGUAGAACGUUGCAUAUCCGUAUGUACAUACGUGAGAAACAAGGGUGUGCGAGUGGAUACUUCCGCUCGUACAAACGCAUUUGUUCAAUCGAACUUUUAAGAGGGAUAUGACAUCUCACGAAUCCUCCUGUUUCACUAUAAUUCAAUACAAUGAAAAAGGAGAUAUUAUUUCGGGAAUAUUCCUCUGCAAUUAUCCUAAUAUUCCAUCGAUUCCAAAACAAGAAUGGUUCCAUUGUUUAAAAAUGCAUUAUAGCAUUGACGAUGUUAUAGAAAAUGGAACGUUCUUUAUUCAUUGUCUCGUCUGGGACGAUCGUUAUACUGAAAAUUUCUUCGAAUCUCUUCUUGUUGCUCUAUUCGACAUGGAUAUCCACUGUUUUCACGUUAUUCUUGUGCUUCCACCUCAGAUCGAACCAGAAAAUUCUUUCGCAGAUUACAUGAUCAGGAUAGCUCCAAUUAAUUUCAAGGAUACGUUUAUGGUACAAGCUUUGUACAUAUGUAUGCGAUACAAUAUCAUUCCAAGAUUAAAAAUUCGUCGUGCUGUGGAGGAAGAUAAUGACGACAUAAUACCGAUAAUCGACGCAGACUCGUCCUAUGUGAAAGAAUUUUACGGGGAGUAUUACAUAAGCGAAAUGACACGUUAUCCGGACGGUCGCCGUCAGUUAAUCGUUUCUGAGGACGACAAUGGUUUAGCUACUGGAGUGAUCUGCGUUAAUUCGACGAUCGACGUCGAUCUCUUAAAUGAGAAUUUUGAAUUGACUCUUUAUGAUGGACUGAGGAAACCGCAUGAAACAGAUCAGGGUUUUAAGAUAUCAAGACAAAGUCCAAGCGAGGUUUUCUUUACGACUUUUUCUGGAAUAUUGCAGGACACCUUCUUAGACAACUCGAAAUAUGAACCAAAAUCAAAUGCAAUCGUUGAGGAUAAACUUGAGAUUGAAACGACUUCCGAGAAUGAUGAAACUAGUUUGGAAACUGAAAAAUUUAUUGAUAAAGGAAUAAAUGCGGAAGAUCAAACGGAUGAUACCGAACUUGAAGAAAUUUAUAAACAAAAGAAACCUUUUCCUGUAGCAAAAAAACGCGUUCGUAUCGGUAGUAUUUAUGAAGAAAAAGUAAUCAGAGUACGUUCGCUUGAGUACAUAACUCUUCAUUUUAUUUUCAAUGUCAAUCAAUAUACCUGUCCUUUAUAUCUUCAGUUUAAAGAAGAAAAUUCGGAAAAUGCUAAUGAAAUCCGAUCAUCAUUACGUAAAACUUCAAUAAAAAAAGAAACUUCUUAUCAAGAAUCGAAGGAAGAAGAUCUCGAUCAAGAUGAUAGAUCAUCGGUUUCUGAUCAGUUUAAUAUUAACGAAUUCGAAGAUGCGAUAUUUGAAGUACCAAAGAUAUAUCCGGCAACAUCAUUGAAUGCCGUCGAAUUAGAAUCGUCUGAUAUGAAACAAGAUAUUUUGACGAGUUCCAUUUAUCAAGGCGAAGUUAAUGCGUUCGUUGUAGAGAUUUUUGCGGUACGAGAAGAUAUUGGCAAUCGUGGAACGCGAGAAUUUUUGGAAGCUGCUUUUGAAUGUUUCCCUGAUUUAGAUUACUGUGUAUUACUUUUACCAUCAACUUACGCAUACUUUUCCUUUUUGGAACUAUUCGUGCGAGUACCAUUGAGAUAUAACAAAGACUUUCCUAUGUCUUUGUACGUGGCUCACAAGGCAAUACUUUUCAGAGAAAUUAAAUCUCACAAAGGUGAUUUAUGCGAUAUAACUGAAAUAAAACAAUUUUUAAUUAAUAUUCCACGAAGCAAAAAAAUAAUGGAAGAUUUUAAUCGAAGUGUAAAUGAAACUAAUAACAAUGUUUAUAGUUAUAUUUUCACAUCUGAUAAUACGAUCAUUGGCUUGGCUAUUGUCUGCAUUGAGAAGGAUCAGCAAGAGAUCAAAAAGCAUUAUCACGUAGACGACUUUAUUGUGAGACAAUAUAUUUUUCACGAAGCUUAUGGUUGCCUCUUACAUUUUGUUCUAAUGCCAAUAUUUUCGAUAAAUCAGAAAUUCUUUUUUUACGAGAUCAUGCGACUAUGCGACUUGACGGUUCUUUAUUAUCGUUUCUACGAGGAAGAAGGAAGUUCACUCACUCGAACUAAGCCAAUAGUUUCUUGUUUAAAAACUAUGGUACCAGUGAAUCCACGUAGAAGAAUAGAAUACGAAUUUUGUUCUUGCCCCGAGACUAAUGAAAUUAAACUUAAACAGAAUAAAGACAAAAUAUUUUCACUUUUUAUGACAACGCCAAGAAUCGCUACGAUACCAAAUCGGAUCAUUGAUACGAAGAUAGUUGUCGUAGGUGCUUCCGAUUGUGGCACAGCUUUGGUCGAAUUUUUAGCAUUAGGGUAUCUACAAAAUUUUGUCCACUUUACAAAUCUCACUUUGAUUUCACCGAAUGGAUUACCAUAUGAAAGGAAAUAUACUGAUAUUAAGUGGGAUAUGAUCCCAUUUAAGGGAAGAUAUUGUCGUAAUUAUCAGUUCUUUAUCACAAGACGUGCUUGGAUCAAUGUCGUUUACGGAAAAUUGUUAGCGAUUAAUAGGAAGGAUAAAUACGUGACUGUAAUGGAUCAAGAAAACUUGAGUUACGACUUUCUGAUUUUAACUAGCGGUCUUCAAUACCAACAGACAUUGUUCAGAGAUAAGAAAAUUGAUGAAGACAAAAAAGCUGAUAUCAUAACAUCAAAUCAACUAAUUUGGAAUUGUUUAACUAUAAACGAUGAUACUGAUGCAUUCUUUUCAUUAAAAAAAAUUCAAUCUGGAACAAAUGAUUUCAAAGAGAAAAAGGCCAUUGUAUUUUAUGGACACAACAUCGAUUGUUAUUGCGCUAUUCAUGGAUUGAUGAAACAUGGAAUAAAAGGUUCUUGGAUCACUCUGAUCGAGCCUAAAUUAAAUCUAUGUGACAAUCAGAUUAAUUUUUUUCGUAAUUGUGAAGUGAACACAGCCAUAAAGAAUUCUAUUCUGGAGAGUGAAAUAAACCUUCUCUUAGGAUGGAAUAUAAUUAAUUGGACUUUGUUAGAGGAAUAUCAAGAUGUUAAAAGAAUCGAAUCAGUUACUAUAAGAUCAGGAAUUAAUAUCAAGAUCAUUCCUUGUGACUUUUUUUUCAAUUUUUAUGAGAAAGAUAUUGAUAUCAAUUCUUUUUUAGCAAUUUGUCGUGCUGGUUUAGUAUUCGAUGGACGUGUGGUGAUAGAUCCUCAAUUUCGUACAAACGAUCCAUUUGUAUUCGCAGCUGGAAGCAUAACCAAAUACUCGAGAAAAUUUCAAGCCAAAUUUUUCGAGCAUAAUCAUUAUAAUAGUAUAGAGAUUGGCGAAAAACUUGGUAAAAUUAUUCGCAAAGUAGUAGACGUCUAUCAAGAAUCUAAAGGAAGAUACAAUAACUUCGACAGAAGUAAAUCGUGCUUGUUAUUACCAGAAUUUCGAUCACCAAUCAUUGUAUCCUGCAUGUUACCUGGUAACUUUCAUUAUCUUCACGUCGAUAAACCUGGACAGAAAUCGUCUCGUGAUGUCGUUGUAAAACAAUCUCUUUACGGCGAUGUCAUGGUGACAGGUAAUUGCUUAUCCGAAAUUGGUUACUUCCGUUUACAUAUAAAUACUCGAAAUGUCGUAGAAUCAAUCACUUGUUGCAGUAAAAAGAAUUUCGAAAUAGAUCACUUGAUCACUUUGUAUGGAAAACACGACAGUAUGUUAAACGAAGUUAAAUAUCGUUUCAGAAAUUCUCUUAUCGUGGACUUUUAUUCAUAUUUCCGGGAGCCAUGGGCCAUGGCACUGUUUUACGACAGAUUCGAAUGUUUGCGAGUCGAAAAUCGUGCCACUUUGUUAUCCAGAACGAGUGCUUCCGGUAAUUCCUUAGUCGAAGAUUGCUUGCGUGCUUUGUUAAGAUCCGAAGGGGAAGAGAUAUCAGAAAAGGAUCGUGAUUUAAUAAGAAAGAAAUAUAUUGGAUCUGUCUAUCAGCAAGAAAUAGAAAAUAGUGUAGUAGAUUUUCUACAAUUUUCGGAAGAAGAUUUACCUAUUUAUUGUACACCUUAUUUUAUGCGAUGGUUGUAUCACGAUAUCACAUCUAGUCCAUUAUUUUGUGACGAAUGAAGUAAUAUUUUAUUCAACAAUAUAUACACACAUACAUACAUACAUACGUAUUUAUAAAUAUCGUCAAGAUUGUAUUGAAUUAAGGUUCGAAUCUCGCUGGCACAAGCUUGCAUACAUUCUCCUGAUUUACGAUAAAAGUGUCCUCGUUCAAAGAGUCCAAGUACGCUUGUUUAGCAUGCUAUCCGAUCUGUAGGUCAAGUUUAAAAUGCUGUAGAAUUGUUCUAUAGGUUGGCCUUAGGCAUUUCACCGCAAUGUCACAGCGCCCACGCUAAAUGACAGAAUAAUAAACUCACACAAGAUGUUUCUAUGAGAGUAUCAUUAGUGUUGUGAUAUUGUCAUUCAUCGUUGUCUCGAUUGUUGUUGUUUGGAUAACCUUUCCGUCUAUGUCUUCUUU